GACUGGAAAUACUAAGUUAAUUUUUGGCUCUUAUCCUCAAAGUAACCUAUUUCGAAGCUACUAUCUGUAGCGCGCUCUUUCCGUUGGUCGUUUUGAUCGCUAAAAAUGAGAAGUUUUUAUCGUUUUUGUUAUUGUAAAAAACAAAUAGACAUCUUUUUUAUACAUUUUGCCACGACAUCGUCAAAGUAGUAUCCACACUACUUUCAAUGUAAUGACGCAACUUUAUCGUCAAUUAGAGCUGAGGACAGACACAUGAAAAACUGAGGUCUAUUUGUUAAACAUCUCAAAUAAAGAAUCUUACUCUCAAGCUGCUAACGAACACAAGCUGCUAAGUUGUUUAUCAUUUUCUGUUCGCUUAUUAUAUGUGAGCUAUAUUUUUCCAAAUAGUCAUAACCCAUAAUUCUGCCUCUGAACCAAAAGAACCUUCGAAGUAUUCCUUCAUAUCAAAUUACUGUAAAAUAAUUUCAAUUUUUUUUUUCAUAGCCAAGUUUUUUUUUUCAUAAGAUAUUGCCCAAAAAUGCCGCCUCAUUUUCGAAUGUGAGCACGCGCAGUCUCGUUCCCAGAGCUCCCCGGUCUCGAUACUACUGGAGGAACACGCGAUACUUUCGGACAGCGAUCUUGCGCAUCUCUGAAAAUAUCUACAUAAGCACCAUCUGACUUCAAACCUUCCAUUUACAUGUAAUACCCGUGUUUUGCUGUUUUAUGAGGACUGGAACUGAAAAUGGAAGAAAAAAAUGCAUUYGUCCCUCAUAGUCACUUACCGUACGGUAAGGUUGGUUCUGGGUUUUAUUCAACUCGAAGCAUUGCUAAUCGUCAAGUGGUUAAGACAGCGACCCCUUUGGUUCUGAGAGAACUUGAUGCUAUGGCCCUAGAAAAACAGUCUGUGGUGACCCUAGUGGAUUAUGGGACUGCUGAUGGUGGAAUUUCAAUGGAUCUUAUCUACGCAUGCGUCAAAGCAAUACGAGAAAAAUACGGAGCUAAACUACCGAUAAAUGUGAUCUACGAGGAUCAACCCGUCAAUGAUUUCACGUCUGUGUUCUUGAGAACACAAGGUUUGAUUCCUGGUCCUCGCAGUUAUCUCCUUGACUUCCCCAACGUGUUCGUCAUGGCCAGCGGUACAAAUUUCUACGAUCAGUGUUUCCCAAAUGACAGCGUGACAUUAGGGUUCUCUUCUAAUUGUGCACAUUGGUUGCGUGACAAGCCUUGUGACAUGACUGGAACUACAUGUCACCUAUUCAUUACUGUACCAGAGGAAAAAGAGAAGUUUGGAGCACAAGCCGAAAAAGACUGGGAAUUAUAUCUAACGAAAAGAGCGGCCGAACUUAGCCCAGGAGGCAGUAUGGCCCUGGCGGAGUUAGCUGUGGAUGAGAAUGACCAGUUUACAGGACACACGAAAGAUGCCAAAUAUUGUAGUGAAACAGUUCUAUCAACAAUUUGGAAAUCACUUUCAGAUGAAGGAAUUAUCACUAAGGACGAGGUUACCAAAACAAAUAUUAUCUCUUACUUCAGAAAGGUAGAUGAGUUCAAGAAACCAUUCAAGUGUCCUGACUCGCCUGUUGUCAAAGCAGGUCUAGAGUUGGUUUCCAUAGAAACAAAAAUCGUACCUUGUGCAUAUAAGGAAAAAUGGAUUAAAGAGAAGGGAGAUGCCAAAGAACAUGCAAAGAAAUACGUAGGAAGUAUUCUAGCGUGGAGCAACAGCACAUUUCUUUCAGGAUUAUCGGAUUCUCGUUCUGCCGAAGAGAAAUCUAAAAUCGUCGAUGAAUUGUACCACCGUUACGAAGCUGAGGUGGCCAAGUGCCCUGAGGAUUAUGGGGUUGAUUAUGUUAACGCCUAUUUGGUCAUAAGAAAGCGUUUACUUAAAGGGAUUUAACUGUAGCCAAUGACUUGCAAACGCCUUACAGAACGUUUACGAAAUUAUCAUGGAUAAGAGGCAAAAAAGGAAAUGCAAUAGAAAUGGCGCAAAUUAUAUAUUAAAAAAGCGUAACAUAUACAAAAUUUGGUUCAAGCCUCGGCCGGAUCAACACUCAGGGUCUUAAAAUAACUGAAGGUGCUGUCUUUGUAAUUACAUCUGCAAAUAGUUAGACAUUCAGGUCUUCUCGGACAAGGACUUAAAACCCCAGGCCCUAUUUUCCCGACCCUUCCUAACCUACAGUAAAAUGGGGGACAUAUAGUCUCCCGGUUCAAUGGCCUAUCCUACGGCCUAAUUUGGAGGCAUAACACCAGCUAAUUUACUAACAAUUCACACUCACGAUUGUAAGCUGCACGGCUGCUAAUAGUGCCUUAAUAUGUAGCCAGUAAAGUCCUCACUGGUCAUAAAUGUAAAGCGCAUUGAGAUAUUUGAAAUGCGCUAUAUUAGAAAUUUCUAUUAUCAUUA
Molecule: messenger RNA, 2374 nt
Organism: Actinia tenebrosa (Australian red waratah sea anemone)
Lineage: Eukaryota; Metazoa; Cnidaria; Anthozoa; Actiniaria; Actiniidae
Molecular function (GO): methyltransferase activity
Source: RefSeq, a predicted model, not a curated record